This is a messenger RNA of Cavia porcellus (domestic guinea pig), 4682 nucleotides long. It is a transcript of the gene Kcnd1, whose product is annotated as potassium voltage-gated channel subfamily D member 1. The coding region runs from base 1552 to 3507 and encodes 651 amino acids. Gene Ontology annotation, biological process: potassium ion transmembrane transport; protein homooligomerization. The record is from RefSeq and is a predicted model, not a curated record. NCBI's taxonomy places the organism in Eukaryota, Metazoa, Chordata, Mammalia, Rodentia, Caviidae. The transcript is spliced from 7 exons. Gene Ontology annotation, cellular component: voltage-gated potassium channel complex; neuronal cell body; dendritic spine. Gene Ontology annotation, molecular function: protein binding; A-type (transient outward) potassium channel activity.
GGGAGUCCAGGAAGGAGGUGAGGAGAACUGGCAAUACUCCCUGCCACCCCCAUUUUCCAGAUGACGCGACUGAGGCCCAACCAGCUUUGUAGGAGGCGGAGUCUCCCCAGGGUCCCUCUUAGGCUGUCCUAGGGGAGGGGGCUCUGGGAGCUACGAGGCCCCUCCCAGCACUCUUCUCCCGGCAAGCACGGAGGGGUGGGGAGAGAGAGCAGGAAGAGGAGAACUCCUGCAGCACUGCAGAGGGGUCAGGCAGCUCCGCUCCGGUGUACCCCCAGCCCCACCGCUGUUGCUGCCACUGCAGUAGGGACACAGGCUUGGCUGUGGCUGCUUCUUUCAUUCCUGCUGCUGCUGCCGCUGCUACUGCUACUGCCCAACACACACUGCCUGCCCCUUGGGGUGUGGUUUCCCCAGACCUGCCCCCAUCAGUGGGACCCAGUCUUCCCCCAUCCUACCUUCUCCUGGCCUCCCCUACCAGCCUGCUAAUUGAUCCAGCAGCCCCCUUCCUGAAGACACACCCAACUCCCUUUCAAAACCCCACCCCCCUCCAACCCAUUUUUGGGGAACCCCUUUCCUUUUAGUCUUUUGAAAUUCCCUGGGUGCUCAGGGUCUGUGUCCAACUUUGGUUCAGUUAAGUCCUGUCCCCUUGGGAUUCCUCAAGCCCCUUUUUCCUUCACCCCAGAACUCUUCAGAGUGGACCAAGCUUCCUCAAUUGCCCCAGAUCCUCCCCCAGAUAUCUCCUGGUCUCUGCAAAAAUAACCCAGCCCCAUAUCUACCCCUUUAACCAUUCCACUUCCGUCUUUGCUGUAUUAGGGGUCCUUACCUCUCCUACUUUGCCCAGAGCUCUUCCAGUGCACAUACAACACCCCCCAGGCUAUUCUUGCAGCUCUAGGUACUUCCAAGACACUUUUCAUCUGCUCAUCUCCAUGGGUGGAUCACCUCCUGCCUGUAUAGUCACCCUUGAGAUACACCAGCCCAUUUCAGAUCCAUGAGGAACCUCCAACCCCCUUAUCAUUUCCCCUGAAGUCUUGAGAAUGUGGGCAACCCUCCUCCCUGUUCCCAGCCUGUCUAGAGGCUAUCCCAGCCUCUUUCAAGCAUCUUUAGCCCACUGGAUGCCCCAAACUCCUCUUUAGACCUACUAAGGGGUUCCAGCCCCUUCUCCCUUCCCUGAGAAAUCAAAAGUGUAGACAACACUCCCCCCCCACACACAUACCCCAGAUUAUUCAUUCCUCUAAACCUCUGGACAUCUUCAGGCACAUGCUGACUACUGUAGAAUCAUGUGUCUCUACACCUGAGGAUCUUUGUUGGCCCCUCUUGCUAUAGUCCCUUCUCAGUCCCUUAGGAUACCACCCAGGCCCUUCCUAGACCCUUUUAAUGCCCCUGAAGCACCUGCCCAUCUCUCUAGUUCCUCCUCGUGGUUCUUCUUGGCCUCUCUAGAGACCCCCAGUUUCCUUGUCCCGGUGGCCCAGGGCCUCUCCAAGUCCCCACCAUCCUGGAGACAGCCACAUUUUCCUAAACACCAAUCCCCGUCUCCUGGGCCUGGGGAGCCGCAGGAUGGCGGCAGGUGUGGCCACAUGGCUACCCUUCGCACGGGCAGCUGCAGUGGGAUGGCUGCCCCUGGCCCAACAGCCCCUACCCCCAGCGCCAGGGGUGAAGGCAUCUCGAGGGGAUGAAGUUCUGGUGGUGAAUGUUAGCGGCCGGCGCUUUGAGACCUGGAAGAACACACUAGAUCGCUACCCAGACACUCUGCUGGGCAGUUCUGAGAAAGAGUUCUUCUAUGACGCUGACUCGGGCGAGUACUUCUUUGAUCGCGACCCGGACAUGUUCCGGCAUGUGCUGAACUUCUACCGCACGGGCCGACUGCACUGCCCACGGCAGGAAUGCAUCCAGGCCUUUGAUGAAGAGCUGGCUUUCUAUGGCCUGGUGCCGGAGCUAGUGGGCGACUGCUGCCUUGAAGAGUACCGGGACCGCAAGAAGGAGAAUGCUGAGCGCCUGGCAGAGGACGAGGAGGCGGAACAGACCGGGGAUGGCCCAACUCUGCCAGGAGGCAGCUCGUUGCGGCAGCGGCUCUGGCGCGCCUUUGAGAACCCACACACGAGCACUGCAGCCCUGGUUUUCUACUAUGUGACCGGUUUUUUCAUUGCUGUAUCAGUCAUCGCGAAUGUGGUAGAGACCAUCCCAUGCCGCAGCCCUUCACGGAGGCUGUCGAGGGAGCAGUCCUGUGGUGACCGCUUCCCGACGGCCUUCUUCUGCAUGGACACGGCCUGCGUACUCAUAUUCACUGGAGAAUACCUCCUGCGGCUCUUUGCAGCCCCCAGCCGUUGCCGCUUCCUACGGAGCGUCAUGAGCCUCAUCGACGUGGUGGCGAUACUUCCCUACUACAUUGGGCUUUUUGUGCCCAAGAACGAUGAUGUCUCAGGUGCCUUUGUCACCUUGCGUGUGUUCCGGGUCUUCCGCAUCUUCAAGUUCUCCAGGCACUCGCAGGGCUUGAGGAUUCUGGGCUAUACACUCAAGAGUUGUGCCUCUGAGCUGGGCUUUCUUCUCUUUUCCCUCACCAUGGCCAUCAUCAUCUUUGCCACUGUCAUGUUCUAUGCUGAGAAAGGCACCAGCAAGACUAACUUUACGAGCAUCCCUGCUGCCUUCUGGUACACCAUUGUCACCAUGACCACACUUGGCUAUGGAGACAUGGUGCCCAGCACCAUUGCUGGCAAGAUUUUCGGGUCCAUCUGCUCACUCAGUGGCGUCUUGGUCAUUGCUCUGCCUGUGCCAGUCAUUGUGUCCAACUUUAGCCGCAUCUACCACCAGAACCAGCGUGCGGACAAGCGCCGAGCACAGCAGAAGGUGCGCUUGGCAAGGAUUCGGUUGGCAAAGAGUGGUACCACCAAUGCCUUCCUGCAAUACAAGCAGAAUGGGGGGCUAGAGGACAGCAGCAGUGGGGAGGGACAGGCACUGUGUGUCAGGAACCGAUCUGCUUUUGAACAGCAACAUCAUCAUUUGCUGCACUGUCUAGAGAAGACAACGUGCCAUGAAUUCACAGAUGAACUAACCUUCAGUGAAGCCCUGGGAGCUGUCUCACUGGGUGGGCGCACCAGCCGCAGCACCUCUGUGUCCUCUCAGCCGGUGGGACCUGGAAGCCUGCUAUCAUCUUGCUGCCCACGCAGGACCAAGCGCCGUGCCAUUCGCCUUGCCAACUCCACUGCCUCUGUCAGCCGUGGGAGCAUGCAGGAGCUGGACAUGCUAGCAGGGCUGCGAAGGAGCUCUGCCCCUCAGAGCCGCUCAAGCCUCAAUGCCAAGCCCCAUGACAGCCUUGACCUGAACUGUGACAGCCGGGACCUCGUGGCCGCCAUUAUCAGUAUCCCUACCCCUCCUGCCAACACACCAGAUGAGAGCCAACCAUCCUCCCCUGGUGGCGGCAGCAGCAGUGGUGGCAGGGCCAGCAGUGCUCUCAGGAACUCCAGCCUGGACACCCCCUGCCUCCUCCCUGAGACUGUCAAGAUCUCUUCCCUGUGAGGGGCAAGCCUCCCCAUUCAGAAGGCCCUCCUCAUUCUUAGGUACUCCUUUCCAAAGCCAUAUUUUGGGGAGGCAGAGAGGAACAGGCCUGGGGACUUCUCUGCCCUCUGCCAAGAACUAUGCAAUGGAGUUUUAUGAAAUGAUCCACUUGGGGGAAAGGAGUCAGGGAGUGGGAAACUGCCCCCCUAGACAGUAGUCCUGGUGGGAGCUGAAGCACUGAGCUUCCAUAGACCUCUGGCUUCCUUGCCCCAGCACCCUGGGACUGGCCCCUCUCCCCGAGCUGGCCUCCUGCAUGCUUUUUCCUCCAGGACCUCAGAAAUAAGUAAAGCUCCCCUCUGACAUCUGAGUUCUGGCUGUUGAGGAGAGGUGAGAUUUCCUCUUUUCUCUGGCAGGGUUAUGGGAGUUUGGGGCUUUAGAGAAGGCAACCCUUACCUCUCACCUGGCCUCUAGGAGAGAUAUCCGCUCCUACUCCAGGCCCAGCAAUUCAUAGAUUUCAAGGCUUGAAGUGCAACCAUGGGCUUCUGGGCUGUGGGUUCAGCAGUAAUCUGCCACCCCCAGGUCUUGGCCAAGGGGUCAUGCUGCCUCUCCCAACACACAGAUAGCACAAACACCACUCCCCUCUUCCCUGGCUGCAAAAAAUGGGUCUCUACCACACUGUCCUCUGCUGGGCCCCACAGUAAACUCUAGCAAUAGCAGCUACUGCCAUGACAAUAUACAAAGCCUCUGACCAGUUUGCUGCAGCUUUUAACCUGCCCCAAUCAGAUGGGCCACCUCUAACUAUUUCUUCUCCUCUGGUUUGCCUCCUUUUUGGGCUGGGCUGGGUUGGAGUCUGGACUGGUUUAGAUAAGAGCCUGGCAGCCUAAAGAGCUGAGUUUGGAGAUCAUGGGCCAAGUCUAUGUUCUUGGGCAGGAAUCUAGAAGUUUCAGGGGCCAAAAACUGGGUUGUUCCUGAACUCUGGGAGGUUCAAGAGACAGAAGGAUCUUCUCGAUCACCUUCUCUUCCCUUACAGCUCCUUGUCACAUAUUCUCCUCUUUUCCCUUUUGGGUCACCUUCCAGAACUCUGCUCUCAGGCUGAAAUCUGGCAUCUCAGGCUCCCUGUCUCCAGUACUGUCCCCAUGAAGCUGGCAGCUGACAAAGAUGUAGUUUCUAGUCAAUAAAACCAAGAGGAGAGAUGA